AUUCAGUCAACGUCGCCAAGUCGUAACAAAGGGUUUACGCGCCAUUCAAAGAACUGAGUUUACCUUCUACCUAGCGAGUUAACGCAUCUUAAUCUUCGACUGUAAACUCGAGUUAAAUCGAUAGCCGGGUUUAGGAUGAAAAAGGAAACGAAGCGACUGUUAAUUCGGGGGAUUCUUUUCGUGCUUUAUUUAACAUUAGGCAUGGUGGUUUUUAGACAACUCGAAUCCCACAACGAACAACUUGGUAUACGGAAGGCGAAGAGAGCUAUAGAAGACAUGUUGGUUAAGUACAACAUAAGCCAUCAAGAGAUGAAAGAAUUCGUUGAAAUUAUAACCGAGGCAGAAAGUUGGGGCUUCACAAGUGGAUGGUUAGAAAAAUGGAGCUUUAUCGGAUCACUUUUCUUCUCCGGAACUGUCAUCACAACAAUCGGUGAGAAUAUUUUUUUUUAAAUAUAUAUAAUAGCUUAUUGCUUAUAAUCUGAUGCCGUGAGCGAUGAAAACUCACUUUAAAAAAAAGUUUAAACUGGACAAAAGCCAUAAAGUAAACUACACUUAUUUCAUGACAAGUCGGUUAUACCAUUAUUUCAUUUGGAAGAGACAUUUUCUUUCAUAUUACUAUCGAGUCUAAAACGCCGGUAAAAUGAGACAACCUAUUUUUCCAUAAAAACAUUUUUUUUCUUUGAUCGAAUUAGUUUUUGAAUUGGCAUAUUAUGAGAAAAGCAAUAAUUUUCCUUCCUCAAGACUAAAUGAGAGUACUAAAUGGUUGGGGAAGUCAAUGUUUUGUCUUAGUGAAAUGGCCUUUUACAUAUUGCGAAUAUUUAAAUAAACUUUUCUUUUAUUACAAUUAAUAAAAAAAAGGGAUUGUAAUCGAAAUUAUGUAGGCGAAAAGCUUCGCGCAAAAAAAAAGCAGUCGAGUUGUUUUGGGAUCAAGCAGCGAUUAAUCGCGGUAGUCUGUUAUACAAGAGAAAUCAUGUGUUAUGUUUUAAAGAUCUUAAGUCAAAUUCAAAUUAGCACGUGGCAAAAGUUAGGUCAAGGAACUGUAAAUAAUAACACGAGAGAUGGGCAUAAAUUAAUGACAAAAGCGCGUGAAAUAUUUGUGUAUGAAUGACAAUAUUUCUCUACGCUGUUCAAACACCAGUUCAUUUUAAAACGUUCUCCAUUAAUCAUUUUAAGUUUGCACUUACAAAGUUGUUAGGGCUGUCUAAUUACAAGCGCAAAGUUGAAAUUUGUUCAAGUUUAUUCCUGACGCUAUAUUUGUAACGCCCUCUGCUUUGACCUCAAUUCUUUUGCGGGAUUUUAACACUUUUCUAAAUGCUUUUUAAAUUCAUCCUUGCUUUCAUUAAUUAUUGAAAAGAACUGAAACGAUGUACACCUGUUUGAGCAACCAAUGUUUUUAUUUUUUUUCACAAAUCAUCUAAGACAAUACUUUUUUUGAGUUUUCUUUUAAAGUAAUCAUCACCUAAGAAAAAUAGUUCUAUUUUGAUUCUUUUCUUCCAAUAUUUACACGUUGCAUGAUGCAUGAUUAUGCUAAUCCCUUACAAAUGGCUCCCAUACGAUCGUACGAAUCCGUCCGAUUGCCUCCGUUUUUGAGUCGACUGGGAUGAUUCGGGCGGUCGUAUGGACAUUACGCACGUACCCGGUUCUAUUCGGAUGAUCGAGGUACUCGCAAACUGAUUCAUUGGUUGACGAUUGGCCUAAAUUCCAGAUAAUCAUCCUUGUCUCUUUAAUGAGCUCUAUUUGAAACGAUCGAAGAGUAUGGUCAAACUAAAUUCACAGAGGCAGUGCGUCUUAGCGCAUGUAAGUCUAGACAUUCUUGUAAGAAGCAAAUGCUAUCAGCAAUCAGAAAGGUUUUUUUAAUUUUACCGUUUUACACCAAAGCAUGAGGAAUAAAAUGGCGCGAGUGGGGCUGUGCAAAGCUGCACUGCUCUGUAUGUGGCCAUGCGACUCUGAUGCAAAAAUACAAGAAGGCAGAUUUGAAGGCGUCCGUAUGAUAGAAAGCUAAUCGAAUGAGAUUAAGAGAGCCAGACGGAAAGGUAUUUGGCUUUAGUAAAAAAGAUCUCGAGCAAAACCUGUUCCCAUCUGGCCCUCUUACUCAGUCAAAAAGUACAUGGUACAUCGCACGUUUCUUGAAUGUUUUGAUGGAAAGCCCACUAGACGCCUCAGGGAUGUCCACGCGAGCAAAACUAACAAUAUCCCCCUGGAAUCUCCGUAGAAGGUAGUGAUCUGAAAAUAACUGGAGGGGAAUAAUGAUUCUUAGGACGUCAACCUAUGAGCUUUAUCUUAUCUUCGUUAGAUGCGAUCAAUAAAUGGAAUCUAACCGUUUGUCUCCGAUAUUCUUUUUAUAUGCAUUGCGAGGUUUCGACUGCGUGCUGCCUUUUUCAGCCAGUAAGGUUGACUGGGUACGCGUCACACCGUGAAACAUUUAAUUCCACAGUGACUGGCUCGAUUUUUAAAGCUCUGAUUAGCGCAUUUCGAAGAUGAGUUUUCACACAGAUCGGCUGUCUCACAGCUCUUCUCCUAUCUUGUUCCUUGGGCAUCCACGCCUCUCGUCCCAUUCCACUCUCCUUGUUUAAGUUUGUGAAUAAUGAUUAUCUGAUAUUCUAUAUUUCUCUUACUGGAUAGGUUAUGGACAUUUCGCUCCAAGAACGUUAUCAGGUCGUCUGUUCUGCAUGGCAUACGCUUUUUUUGGUAUACCGAUCACGUGGUUAAUGCUGACGUCAUUAGGUCGAAAAAUCGUGGAGCACAUUGGCUUGGCACUGCAGAACAGAGAAUGCAAACCGGAAAGCAAGCUGUUCAGCCUGUUUUGUCUGCUUGUUGCUAUACUGCUGGCAGCCGUUGUUAUGGGCAUCAUCGCCAUAGUGGGAAUGUUUGCAGAGGACUGGACAUUCUUCGAAGGAAUAUAUUUCGCUUUCAUAAGUUUAACCACCAUCGGAUUUGGCGACUAUGUUCCCAUGCAUCCAAAGUUUGAUCCUGAAGAUGCAGAGCGAUCUUCGUUCGUGAUCUCUUUGUUUGUUUUAUUUUGUCUUCUGUUGUUUUCCUUCGGGCUUGCUGUCAACACUAGUGUUCUCUUAUCGAUACGAAAAAUCAUGGAAGAUAAAGCAAUUUUUGGUUUUCAAUCGCUAUACAGUACGGAUACUGACGGAGAGACAGACGUUGAAGAGGAAGUAACAAGAAUAACAAGAUUAGAAUGACUUGGACUUUAUUAAGUUAUUAUUUUAACAAAAAGGGAGAGUUAAGUAAGUUAAACAGGCAAAAAUAACUCAUCAAAUGCCAGACCCCUCAUCACUUUAAAAUAAUUUCAAACUCAAAUAAUGUGAUUUCUUGGAGAAAGAAAUGCACUUAACUCGCGUUUUGCUUGAACGUUUGGGCCGAGAUUCUCUAAAGAUCUCCGUAAAGCGAAGCUGACGAAGAAAUCAUUUCUUUAUUGAACAACUUAAAAAGAAUUUCCUUCGAUUUAAAGCCUCAGAUGAAGCUUAAUCCUAUCUCGUAAAAAGAUAAUCAGGGAUAAAAUAUCUCAGUACCCUGAAAAAUAAAAACCGACCCACAAGGAUUUAGCGGCAUGCGGAGAUGUUCCCUGAAGACAACAAGACAGCAAAUACAAUAAGUUACCUGCGGAACCAGAUUCCGACCAUCUAUAUUAAAAUAAGUUGAGC
Messenger RNA from Pocillopora meandrina, 3653 nucleotides. The record is from the annotation of a GenBank genome assembly. Lineage: Eukaryota; Metazoa; Cnidaria; Anthozoa; Scleractinia; Pocilloporidae.